Messenger RNA from Cannabis sativa, 1709 nucleotides. RefSeq lists its product as uncharacterized. Gene Ontology annotation, molecular function: protein binding. The coding region runs from base 618 to 1547 and encodes 309 amino acids. The record is from RefSeq and is a predicted model, not a curated record. The transcript is spliced from 10 exons. Lineage: Eukaryota; Viridiplantae; Streptophyta; Magnoliopsida; Rosales; Cannabaceae.
UUUUAUCCAGUGUGAUACGGUGUAGACAAUUUGUGUAAUAUAAGUAAUUUGAUGAACACUUCUGAUAAACACCACACAAAAAGUGAUAAAUUAUUAUUUGUGCAUUUUAAUAUUGACUCUACACAUUGUGAUUUUAAUAUCGGUGUAGUAUUAAGCAUUUUAAAGUGACAAAUAACAAUACUCAAUUCUUGUUGCUAAAUAGUUUGGAUAAUAGAUUUUACAUUAAAUUUUUUUAAAACAUUAGAGAAUUCCUUUCUUAAUUGACAGAGAGAGCCAAAAGGUACAAAUAAGGAAAGCAUUAAGAAUCAAGAGAUGUUUACUCAAAUGAAGCAACACAAAAAAGAGGCAAAGAAUCAUCAAAUGCCAGAACCAGCUACACAUAUCUACACUUCUCUUGUUUCAAUCCAAACACACUCUCUUAAAAUCAUUCAAUCAAAAACACCCAAUAUGGAAAACCCACUCCAUCUACUCAAACACUUCAUAUUCAAUAACUUUCAUAUAUCUCAUAAACCCUUUUUGUGUACAUUUUUCUUAAUAGCAAUACUAUUGGAUUUUUCAUAGUCUUGUAAUAAUUACACCCAAAAGGGUAUAUAUUUAUUAUUUUCUGAUUAAAAAAAAUGUAUGUUCCUAAAGUAAAUGAGAGUUUUCUUAAUCAACUUGAAUCAAUGGGAUUUCCUUUAGCUCAGUCAACAAGAGCACUUCAUUAUUCUGGCAAUAACAGUAUAGAAGAUGCUGUAAAUUGGAUCAUUGAUCAUGAAAAUGAUCCUGACAUUGACCAAAUGCCCUUGGUAUCAACUGAUAUUGAUAUUAGUAUUGAUUCAACUGAGCAAUUUUCUUUAACAGAAGAAAUGAAAAGAAAAGCUCAAGAAUUAAGGGAUCAAGCAAGAAAGAAGAAUGAAGAAGAAAAAAGAUUUGAAAGAGAAAGAGAGAAGAAGAGGAUUAGUUAUGGGAAAGAACUCAUGGAAGCGAAACGAGUUUUGGAAGAAAACGAAAGAAAACGUUACUUGGCUUUGAAACAAUCAGAGAAAGAAGAAGAAAAAAGAGCAAAAGAGAAAAUUAAAUGGAAACUUGAACAAGAUAAGUUGGAAAGAAGGGGUAAGGUUCAAAUGCCAUUAAAGAGCCCUGCAAAACAAUCUGUGGUGCAACAAAAACAGAUUUCACAUGAUCCCAUUAUGUCUGUUUCAAAGGUUGAGCUCAUGAGUGAAUGUUUAAGGUCUCUCAAACGCAAUCACAUGGAUAAUGAAGCCAAAGUAAGAAGAGCUUUCCAAACUUUGUUAACAUAUGUUGGAAAUGUUGCAAGGGAUCCCAACCAAGAAAAAUUCAGGAAAAUAAGAAUGAGUAAUCCUAAAUUCCAGGAGAGAAUUGGGAGUAUGAAAGAAGGUGUUGAGUUUCUUGAGCUUUGUGGGUUUGAGAGAAGAGAAGAGUUUUUGUAUCUUGGUAGUGAAAAAGUGAAUAUGGCAUUGUUAAACUCAGCUGGCUCUCUAUUGAAAUCUGCCAUUACCAAUCCUUUCUUUGGUGUCUUUACCAGGCCAAAAGAGGAGAUAUGACUAAUUAAGUGAAUUGAACACUCAAAGAUUGAUGUGUAAAAUUAGCAAGUUGAUAUGGAUUGAUUUGAACAUGCAUAAGGAAUGUUUAUUAAUAAAUAUAUGCUAGAGCUAGUUAUUAUAAGUUUAUGAAAUUGGCAUUUAAUAUUAACAUUUGAUCUAAAA